AUGCUCUAUGUUGCUGAUUUUGGAAAUCAUCGUAUUCAACGAUUUCAUCCGAUUGGCAACGUAACGGGUGAAACGGUAGCGGAAUCUUGUUCUAUCGUCUCCAACGAUGAACUUAUAUUAGAUAUUGAAAGUACCAUUAGAUUAGUUAGUGGUAUUACAAAUAUUAGUAUAUCUGAUGACAAUGGUUCUGAUAAUAAUGAACAACAAGAAGAGCCUGGUAAAUUAGAGACAUCAACAAAAUCAAUAACAACUAAAAUAAACGAUGAUUUUGCAACAAAUUCAAAUAAUAAGCGUCGUGCAUGGAGUGUACAAGAGAAGCUUCGUGCUACUAAAGACUACCAAAAAUGUAUGAAUUUUAGUCAAAUUAGUAAAAAACAUGGUAGUAGUACAAAAUGCUUAGAACAUGGUCGAAACAUGAACAACUUCGUACAAAGGGUAAACAAUUUAAACGUUUUAAAAGAUGGUCGAUGA
Didymodactylos carnosus is the source of this 471-nucleotide messenger RNA. NCBI's taxonomy places the organism in Eukaryota, Metazoa, Rotifera, Eurotatoria, Philodinida, Philodinidae. The record is from the annotation of a GenBank genome assembly.